This is a messenger RNA of Psylliodes chrysocephalus, 417 nucleotides long. Lineage: Eukaryota; Metazoa; Arthropoda; Insecta; Coleoptera; Chrysomelidae. The record is from the annotation of a GenBank genome assembly.
AUGUCAUCAGCGGAAGAGUGGUUUGCUACAAACCAUUUAAAACUAAAUGAAGAAAAAACGCAAAAAAUGACUUUUACAUCAAAUAAAAACACCCACAAGAUGGAACCAAUCAAAUCACUUGGUAUUAUUCUAGACGCAAACCUUAAUUGGGGCCCUCAUAUCGAUGCUACUACCGCAAAAAUUUCGUCGCAAAUAUUUGCGUUAAGACAAAUGCGACAGAGUCUUGAUAAAACUGUAUUAAAAAUGGUUUACUAUGCCCUAGUACAUAGUCAUUUGUCUUACGGGAUUUUGUUAUGGGGAAAUAGCUGUAAGGCUAAUAAAUUAUUUUUUCUUCAAAAAGCAGCUAUCCGACUGAUAGCAGAUGUCGAAUAUAGGGAACCCUGUCACGACCUAUUCAAAAGAUAUGAGAUUCUGCCA